Molecule: messenger RNA, 885 nt
Organism: Colletotrichum spaethianum
Lineage: Eukaryota; Fungi; Ascomycota; Sordariomycetes; Glomerellales; Glomerellaceae
Product: PI-PLC X domain-containing protein 1
Exons: 3
Coding region: 1-885 (294 amino acids)
Biological process (GO): lipid metabolic process
Molecular function (GO): phosphoric diester hydrolase activity
Source: RefSeq, a predicted model, not a curated record
AUGCGCGCCGCUCGCUUUUUGCCCGUGUUCGCGGGCAUUGCCGCCGCCGCCUGCAACGGAAACGAUGCCCUCUGCGGGAAGAAGUAUUCGGACGUGACUUUCGUUGGGUCCCACAACAGUGCCUUUGUCGGCAUCACGCCGGCCCAUAACCAAUAUAUAUCGGUGACGGACCAGCUCAACCUGGGCGUGCGGUUUCUCCAGGCCCAGACCCAGAAUAAAGACGGCCAGAUCCAGAUGUGCCAUACAACCUGCAUCUUGCUGGACUCAGGACCACUGUCCAAAUAUCUCGGGGAGAUCACUACUUGGAUGGAGGCUCACCCACAGGAUGUGGUCACCCUGCUUCUCACCAACAUCGAUGCGCUGCCUAUCACGCAGUUCGGCGACACGUUCAAGGACACGGGUCUGGAGAAGUACGUCUUCAGGCCCAAGGAGAAGGUGGCCAUGGACCAGUGGCCGACGCUUCAGAAGCUCAUCGACGACGGCACCCGGCUGGUCAUUUUUAUGGGCGGGCUGACAGCGACAGACUAUCACUCCGACACGAGCAAGGUGGACUAUAUCCUCGACGAGUUCCAGUACUACUGGGAGACUCCAUUCGGCGAGACGAACGCGGAUUUCCCUAAUUGCACCAUCAACCGGCCGCAGGGUGCCAACCCGAACGGCUACAUGUACCUCGUCAAUCAUUUCCUCGACGUUGAGUUAUUUGCAGGUAUCACGAUCCCAGAUCAAUUGAAUGCACCGAAAACGAACUCGCUGCAGUCCAUCGACAAGCAGGUAAAUUUAUGCAGAGGGAUGUGGGGACGAACACCGAACGUCCUUCUGGGGCAAAAGUUUGACUGGAUCAAUAUUGGCGAGGCGAUAAAGGCACAGAGCCAAUAUAACGCUUGA